CAUUUUGGUUGGCUGGCAGGCUCAAGGUCGAAAUCGCGAACGAGAGGAGUUUAUCCGUGCCUUUAGUUCAAGUGUUUGUUUCUAAACUUUGAAACAUACAUGUUGCACACUUCACUCGGCGACCAUUGAACGGGAAGAAAAUACAUUGAAACAAUCUAGCUCUUCCGAAGAAGUGGAUGGGAAACAAAGGAGUACUUGGCUAUCGGUUAUUUCCACACGUUCCUCUACACAACUUUGGCACACAAUACAUCAGCGUAAGUGAUACUUGUUCAAGCCAUAGAUAUCCUGUCACAAUUCCUACAAGAUCAAAGGUUCUUUGAAUGAUUGAGUCGUUAAAAUGUGUCCAGUAUUUCAAAGGAGAUCCUUUAGAUGAGUUAACUUCAUCAUCACCAUGUUUACCUCCUCUACAACCUUCACGAACACACAAGGUGUUCUUUCGUUGUGACAGUAACCCUGUAAAGCCACCUAUACCAUAUCCUGAUGACUAUCAGGAUAAGUGGAACGGAUUGUUUGUUCGUAUGCCAUGUUCUCCUGAAAGCGUUUAUCCGGUUUAUGAAGGUGGUGCUAAUAGCCUUAUUUCUAGAUGGGUCGUGAUUGAAAAGGCAUUGAGAAAUAAGAUAAAAUCUUCUGACGAGUUGAAGGAAGCUAUUCUCUCCUACAACUAUCGUUUCAAAUCCUACUGGAAUUUUAAAACAUUAGAACAAUUAUGUAUGAUGAACCUGAUCCCCGAUGGUGGAAACGAUAAUUUCUUCGGUAACACUCUUUCCGGAAUUUGUUCGUUAGCACUAAAUUUGCCUAUUUUUGUUACAAAAGUUGAUUUCGCCAACAGUUAUCUCGGUGGUGGUGUUUUAAAUAGUGGAUGUGUACAAGAAGAAAUUAUGUUUGCUUUACGACCAGAAUUGUUGGUCAGUUGCUUAUUUGUCGAGCGUCUGGGGUUUGAUGAGACACUUAUUAUUGAAGGUGCUGAACAGUAUUCCGUAGGUUCUGGCUAUGCUGAUGAUUUCUGUUGGGCUGGCGAUUUUAUUCAUUCGGAUAGUGGGAUGAAACGGUAAGUUUCACAUGCAUUCAUAAUACUGAUCAACCGGAUGUGAUACUUGGGAGUUAUUAAGAAUAUAAGAUAUCCGUCGGAUUAUUUCCCGUCUUCAUACACGGUUAGUAAAUGGGUUAUCAUAAAAAUGUUUGUUAUUAGAUCCCUAAAACUUAUUUUAGUCUUUCAGUUUAAGAGUUUGACAACCAAACAAUGUUAGCUUUUGCCUAUACAUUCGAUCGUUAAUUGAAAAUGCAAGGUUUAAAAGAUUAACUGUUAUAAUCACUAAACGUUCACUGACAAAUAACUUCAGUAUACGUGUCUUUAAAGAGAAUAUAAAAAGUACAGUGUCCUUGGUAAGAUACAAUUAUUAACUUAUAGUUAGAUUUCUAUAAGCUUCUGUAAAUGACAAACAUUUAGUUUACCCUGAUCUCCAUUGUCUGAGCAUGUCUGAACCUUCUGAAAUUCAGUUUGGGAUGUUAGAUUCUCUAGACGUUCGUUGACUUUAUUAGUUAGUUACGAUAUUCAUUUCUAGAACACCUUUGAAUCGUUAUCAGAAUGGGGAUUUGUGGAGAUUGUAGUAGUUUCAAUAUUUGAAUUCAUGAGUUGAUCUAAGCUAGACCACCAUUGCAUCAUAUUUAUUUUGUUCCACAUUUUCCAACUAUUCAAGUUCACUUAUUCUGGGUAAACACAUUGGGUUCUAUACGAUUUGACCAAUUAGUUAAUGUCCUCACCUUGAAUCUACUUGUGUUGUAACGCGAAUUACUUACCAUUUAGGUAAGUUGUACUUUCACUUAAAACCCUUCGGUUAGCCUAACGCGACAUGCGUGAUUAUUCAUUCCUUGGAUAUGAUUAAGUUAUCCAAAGAUUAAAGUGCUUUCAGUACAGCUUAAAAGUUCUGAGUGAUGGUGAGAAGUCCCAUAAUAGGAUAAAGAAAGCUAAUAGUCUUUUAUUGGAUAUGUGAUUUUCACUGUUAUUAGCACAAUUUUCCAACAUACUGACCUAGAAUGUAGUUACAUUUCUUUUCUAUCUAGUUUAUAUUGUAGACGAAAGGCUGUAACUACAAGAGCGUACUUGCUCAGCUCAGUUCUUUUGAAUAGUAGUUUACUCAUCAAUAUUGCUUAUUUAUACUAUGAAUAUAGUUCUUCUUGAUUUGUACUAGAGAUAAGUGGGGGAGAUGGAAUUAUGCAGUAGUAGCAAUGGAUGCUACUAAAUACAGUAAUCCUAUGGAACAGUAUAAUGUCGAGGAAAUGCUAAGAGAAUUAAAUAAGGUAAUAUUAUGGUUUUAUCACUUUAUUUAAAUUGUAUUUGAUUUUGUAAUAAUCUCGGUUGAAAAAACUUUUUUUUUUAGUUGUUAUAACAUUGCUUAUCUAAAGAACGUAGCAUGUUUGAUUUUAGAGCAGUCUAUUUACUGUUCUCCAUAACUGGGUUUAAUAGUACACCAUCACCUAUCAUCUGAAAAUAGGCUUGUAUAGAUUAGUAUGGACUAACUGUUUGAUUAUUUGAUGCAUCAUUGAUGUACUGUUAACUUUUUGUGGUUUGAAUAAAAUUUUAAUCCAUAUUUCAAAAAGAAAAACUGAUGUAAUUAUUAUUUGUUUCACUUUUUUUUCGUUUGGCGAAUUAUCCAGCCUUUUGUUUAGUAUAAAACAUAUUAGUCAGUUAACUGGAGGAUGUCUGAUUGUUUUCAUGAAGUGAACUAUCAGUUAUUUUCAUUGUGUGCUGCAAAUUAUUUGUUUUCGAACUGAAUUUUGAAGACAGUAUGUUAUGUUUUUUCCUUACGUCAAUAACGAAUUCUCACACCACUACUAUGGUAUAUAUAUGAUUGGCGGAUGUAAAUUUUUCUGUCCCUAACGCCUCAACCAGAACACAAGAAAGUCAACCGAUGCACCUUGUAUUGUUCCAGACUUAAAGACUCACAUGCUUGUAUACAUCAUUUACAUGACCACAACUUACCAUAAAUGAGAAAUCUCGGCCUGUACAAAACUGAGUCAUUUGUAGGAUAACUUAAAUGCAGGCUUAUAGUUCGAAAAAUUUAACAAUACCACAAACCACUUAUUUAAUGAAAUAUCAGUCAGUCAGCUACAACGUCAGACCAGGCACAUAUAUGCAUCGGUCCAAGUUGCCAUACCUCAUUAACACAACAAGAUUAACACCGGAUUCAUAAAAGUAGUUAAUUCAGAGGUGGUAAUAUAUAAAAGAAAGAUUGCAAUAAGGAUAUAGUACAGGAAGAAAGAAUUAGUUCGUAGAAAGAAAGAUAUGAAGCGAUUUUAAUCUCUUAGUUUAAGAGAAGACAGAGAGCGUAUACACCGACGCCAUUGUGAUCGAUCCUGAGCCAUGUCACCAAGAGUCUCCAACGAUUGGUUAUGAUAAUCACGCGGACCCCAACCAAGUAGUCUGCAUCUACCAACAUGGCUCAGACUAGAAGUUAGUGACUUCAAGCACUGAUGCCACGUUUUGGUUUGACCGCCCCUAACUUUCUUCCAACCAUCUCCAACACCGGUUAGCAUCGCACGUCGUGGUAAUCGGUGUUCAGGCAUAUGUACUGAUUCACGGGAAAAGAUUUGGCAAAGUUUUACUUUUUUCAUUUAUUCCUCGAUAUCUAGCACAAUCUUUUUCUUAGACAGUAGAAAACUUUAUGUUGUUCUAUUUCUUUGCAUUGAUUUCGUUAUUUCAUGUUUACAGGCAUAUUGUGGGUUUACCGACGAGUUAUUUCCUGAAAGAAAACUACCUCCAGUUGUAGCUACUGGGAAUUGGGGAUGUGGUGCUUUUAAAGGUGAUGUAGAACUGAAAUGUACGUAACAGAUUCUUUUAGACUUUCGGGUUAAGUUUCUCUGAAGUUUUGUUGGUGUCAUUUGUAUCGAGUUUGCUUUAAACAACUGCGCAGUCCCUAAACCCUAAUCGUUUCAAUUAAUGUAUUUACCGUAGAUUGCUAACCGCUUACCAUGGAGCUAUUUUUAUUUAAGUUUUGGUAAAACGCACCUUAUACUCAAAGAUGUGAAAAACACUCUUUUAUAUAUUAUAUGUGUUGAGCAAUUUUUUUGGAUUUUUGGUAAACUACUCUCCACCUUAAAUUAUUUUCUCCGUCGUGUGUUAAACGUUUCAGGUAUACUUCAAAUGAUGGCAUGCCUUCAAGCUAAAAAGUCACUGGCAUAUUUUACUUUUGGUGAUAAAGGGUUUUGUGAUAGAAUCUAUGCAAUGUAUACGUUGCUUUCUUCUGAAAAAGUAACUGUAGGUAAGGUGGAAUUUUUUAAAUGAACUAUUCAAUAUAUUCUCGUUAAUGUAGAGAGUGAUAUCGAAGUAAUUCUAAUUGAAUAUCUUCGUGAAAAUAUAUAAUGAAGUAAAAUCAUUCAAAUAACUCUUAUUUAUCCCCCAGUUUAGAUUUUUUCUGACUGUCACUUCAAACAAUCAUGUAAAUAAAUAAUAAUUAUUUUCAUUAUAAUCCAAAUAGUAUUUCUUCAUCGACUAGUUCUUCAGACCAGGGACAAUUCAUUUUUAUCCUUGUCCAAUUUCAGGGACGGAUAAUUAUUAAAGUUCCACAACAUAUACAUAUCCCUCAAAUUUGCAUCGAUUACGUCAAUCAAAUAAGUAUGUGGCUCACCAAAAGCUAUCCUUUGUUGUCAUUCAACUUUAAGUCUGUCGCGAGGUCGAUCUCUUUCGUAACGGCACUUGAUUUGAAAAAUGUAGACGAAUAUUUAUUAAGAUUUAUAUAGACAGAAAUAAAGUUUCUUAAAUUUUCUAACCGAAGUACUCUACGGUGUACAAACUAGGGUGCUUAAGUGUAUUUUCUUUUUUAAUUUAAACAAAUCUCUUUAUCUGAUUGGGUAAUCACUAUCUAAAUCUUAAUAUAAAGCUACAACUUUUGAACAGUUCUGUCGUCCAUUUUUUAGUUGAUUUUAUACUAAGGUUGACCUUAAUAAAGGUUUGAGACGUAACUAUUUCAGAGAUGCCUAGUGCCUCUAUAGUGUCUUGCUUCUGUUGAAAUUCAAAAACAUUACGUUUUACUCUGGAUUUCGUUCCAUAUUUUGCAUAUGAAUCAGUUCAUAAUCAAAAUCAAAUUGAGUAUAUGAAAAUACCAUAUCUUAAUUUAAAUUUUUAAGGAAAAUAUUGCGGAUAUCUAUUGUAAUGUUCACCAUCACUACGGAUUGAUAGACUAGACUUUUAUGAAAUAUAGUUGUUCUAAUUAUGUAGAGAUAUCUCAUUAACGGAUCAUGUAUUGUGCCUUGGAUUUGGAGAAUUUGUGCAAAACUCGAAAAUCAGGUCCUAUUUUAAUAGGAUCGCCCCCAUAUAGUAGCACUUUCAGACUGUUCUGUUUACAAUUAUAAAAGUACUUUUCCUCGUCAAUAUCCUCUUUUGUUAUCAAAACUAAUGGUUUAUUAAUUUCACGUUUUAUAGGACGAUUAUGGCAAAUACUAAUUGAGCAUGCUGGACAUGACUUGAUGAAAAACCAAUCUGUAUUUUAUCUUAUUUCUCAAACAUUGAAGUAAACGUAAAUCAUUGAUACAUAUGUAAAAUACCACUAACUUUUAUGUCAAACCUCUCUUUUAUUUGCCUUUUCACGAACUUGGUAGCUACAAUUUCACUACUUUCGCUUUGCAACUUGUACAAAACACAAGGAAAAAAUAAAUAAAUCAACUCCAAAGUAAUCGUUUUGCCUGUAAUUAGAAACGUAAUUCAUUUUUAUCUUAAUGGUUAGUUUUCCAGGAUUGGAGUACAACCUUUAUUGAGACAAAGUUCUGUUUCUGUUAACUAAGUAUUCAACGUUUAGAUUUUCUUUGAAGUGUAAUUGCCAUUCCGUUAAAUAGGAUAGAUUAAUUGUAUAAUAUCCAUGUAUAACCAGGAAUAUGAGUAUUCAGUUUUCAAUGUUCAAAAUUAACAUUUAAUCCAAUAAUUCUGAAGCACUUGUUUCUUUCCGUUCAGCGUUAAUGAGUAAUAAGUGUAGUCGUCACUUAUUCAUGACUAUUGAUUACACUUCUAAAAAACAUAGGCCAUAGAUGAUUGUACAUCUGCGU
Molecule: messenger RNA, 6036 nt
Organism: Schistosoma haematobium
Lineage: Eukaryota; Metazoa; Platyhelminthes; Trematoda; Strigeidida; Schistosomatidae
Exons: 8
Coding region: 321-1052 (243 amino acids)
Biological process (GO): carbohydrate metabolic process; regulation of DNA repair; ATP generation from poly-ADP-D-ribose
Cellular component (GO): nucleus; cytoplasm
Molecular function (GO): poly(ADP-ribose) glycohydrolase activity
Source: RefSeq, a predicted model, not a curated record